CGAAUCCAUUGGGACACCUUUGACACAUUUGCACUUGUCUCCUCCAAUUGCGUCUGUGAAUGCAUACAGCUCUCAGGCGCGUGCAUACAAGCAAUGUGAUGCGAUUGAGCCGAACAUCUUCUGCUCCACAGCUCAUUCCUCAAUGUAGACAAUAUCAAAGUCACGCGCUCUCGACUUCUCCUUCUCCAUCUCAGCAGCGGUCAAUUCCACACAAUGCCUUACUUGUACCCGUCAAACAUUUUCAUCUAGCCUCAUGGAAGAAUUUCUUUCGGCCGAAAGCUCAUGAGUCGUCUGGAAUGUCUGACACUCAGGAGGAAAUAGCUAAAGCUGCUAUCCUUGAGAAAGUCAUGAAAGGCAGGCAACUUACAGACCUCAUGCUACGCUGCACUAUUCUGGAUCAUGCGGGCAAUAUCAAGAGCAUAUCUGGCCAAUUUAAACGGUCUGACUUGUGCAACGAGCAUCGCUUAAACCCUCGUGACUUACGGAAGAUUGAUUCACGAAUACCCAACCUUGUUCCUACAAUUCUUAUUCGCAAAGGAGCUGUUCUAAUUAACAUACUUCACAUACGGGCGCUAGUCAAGGCCGAUACUGUGGUUUUAUUUGACUCUUAUGGGUCCAACGAUUCCCGUCUUCACUCUGUGUUCCUCAUAACCUUAAGGCCCGGGGGUAGCGGCGCACCGUACGAAUUCAGAGCAAUCGAGUCCAUCCUUCUUUCCGUUCUUAGUGCGCUAGAAGCUGAGAUGGUAUUCAUCCGUAACCUCGUAGGUGGUCUCUUGGCGGAGCUCGAGGACGAUAUCAAUCAUGACAAAUUCAAACGCUUGCUACACUACUCAAGACGUCUGGUAGCAUUCAAAAAUCGCGCCAAGCUCGUCCAAGAGGCUCUGGAAGAAGUACUCGAACAAGAUGAUGAUUUGGACGCUAUGUAUCUUACUGACAAGAAAAAUGGUGUUCUGCGUAACAUGCAUGAACACGAGGAACUUGAAGUCCUUCUUGAGUUUUUCUCAAAACAAGUAGAAGAAAUUGCCAAUGAAGCUGAAAACAUCGAGGCCAAUGUUCAAUCUACUCAAGAGAUUGUCGAACUCAUCUUAGACUCUAACCGCAACGCACUACUCGCAUUGGACCUUAAAGUAUCUAUCGGAACUAUGGGAAUUGGCACGGGAGCCCUGAUCGCAGGUUUAUUCGGCAUGAACUUGAAAAGCCACAUGGAGGAGAUGCCCUAUGCCUUCAUGGCGAUGUCCACCCUCUCAUCAGCUGUUGCACUCUUCGUAGCAUGGGCUGGCCUAAGAAGACUCGCUCAGAUACGAAAAGUCGGACUCUCUAAUCCCAAACGAGGACAAGAUUUGGAAGUGCGUCCACGAAUACCACUACCCUUGCGCCGGCGAAGUUCAAAUGGAUGGUCAUGAUGAUCAACGAAACCUAUGGAAUGCUAUCGCUGCCUUGCGCCCAACUUGACUAUAGACGCAUCAACCUUAGCUAUGGUACCCGCAUUUGAAGGAUCAGGCCGUAUAUCAAUCAAUCUACAUCACGUCGCCCAUCUCCGUAACUGCAUGUUCGCGCCACGGACGACAUCAUAUGGUCAUGUCUUGUGAUUAGAUUAUAGAAUGAAGGAAGUUUCAGGGUACCGAUCUUCUCGCCAAGUGAGUCCGAUGCCUCGAUGCAAGUCAUUCCGGUGAUCCUACAAGUUCUGUUGCCUGAUUCCGCAAAUCUUAUCGGCAAGUCCCAGCCAAGUUCAUAUGAAACCCUGCUGAUAGCAACAACCUGCUCUGCACGCGUCGAGGAUAGCGAUAUGCCCUCACCCCUUCCUCCCCG
Suillus subalutaceus is the source of this 1809-nucleotide messenger RNA. RefSeq lists its product as uncharacterized. The transcript has 13 exons. The record is from RefSeq and is a predicted model, not a curated record. Gene Ontology annotation, molecular function: magnesium ion transmembrane transporter activity. NCBI's taxonomy places the organism in Eukaryota, Fungi, Basidiomycota, Agaricomycetes, Boletales, Suillaceae. Gene Ontology annotation, biological process: mitochondrial magnesium ion transmembrane transport. Bases 60 to 1403 code for a protein of 447 amino acids. Gene Ontology annotation, cellular component: mitochondrial inner membrane.